Molecule: messenger RNA, 753 nt
Organism: Thamnophis sirtalis
Lineage: Eukaryota; Metazoa; Chordata; Lepidosauria; Squamata; Natricidae
Source: RefSeq, a predicted model, not a curated record
AAGAUGGCGUCUCCUCCCGCGGGGGGCCCGAUGGCGAUCGCGAUGCGGCUCCGGAACCAGCUGCAGGCCGUCUACAAGAUGGACCCGCUGCGGAACGAGGAGGAGGUGAAGGUGAAGAUGAAGGAGCUGAACGAGCACAUCGUCUGCUUCCUCUGCGCCGGCUACUUCAUCGACGCCACCACGAUCACCGAGUGCCUGCACACCUGUGAGGAGAGGAGGAUCCGGGAGUUCUACCAGUCCCGAGGGCUGGAGCGGGGCAGCCAGGCCAGCCACGAAGACCCUGCCUCGGACCGCGUGGGCCUGCCCUACACCACCUUCGACCACUCACGGGCUCAUUAUUACCGCUUUGACGAGCACGUCACGCUGUGCCUGGAGAAGCAGAGCAGCUCUGGGAAAGAGAAGAGCAAACACGUCCUGCAGCAAAAGUACGUCCGCUGCUCCGUGCGGGCCCAGAUCCGCCACCUCCGCCGGGUUUUGUGUUGCCGACUGGAACUGGCCUUGCAAUAUGUACAGAUCCUGUUUGACAACGAGGUGCUUCCGGACCACCUGACUUUGAAGCAACUUUGGCUCACCCGUUGGUUUGGCAAGCCGGCCCCGCUGCACCUGAACUACAGUGUGAAGGAGAAGAGGAGGUAGGGGGCGAUGGACCGUGAUGUACCCUUCCCCCCCCCUUUUAAUUUAAGGAUCUCCGCUCUUCCGUGGGCGUUUAUUUUUGUAAUAAAAAGGCUGAUGGAGGCCUUCUGGCUCCUUCAA